Messenger RNA from Photinus pyralis (common eastern firefly), 604 nucleotides. RefSeq lists its product as uncharacterized. The transcript has 2 exons. NCBI's taxonomy places the organism in Eukaryota, Metazoa, Arthropoda, Insecta, Coleoptera, Lampyridae. The record is from RefSeq and is a predicted model, not a curated record. The annotation marks the transcript as partial.
AUGCCAAAUACCGGAGGGGUCCGGGCAAGCAAAAGAAGGGUGAUGGCGUCGGCGGUCAUGUCCGGACUGUUGUAUGCGGCCGAGGCAUGGCAGGCGGCAACGAAGUGGGCGAGUGCGAUGGCCAUCAUGAACCGGGUGAUCAGGCUGCUGGCAGUCCGGAUAUGUAGCGCAUAUAGGACGGUGCAGGCCGACGACGUCAUGGUGGUGGCUGGUGGCUGGGAUCUGUCCGGCGGAGGUCGCGGUGGAGGCGAGGGCAAAGAGGUGGGACAAAGAAAAGGUGUACGCGGAGUGGCAGGCGAGGGGGGAAAGGAGAAAAUCAUGGACGAAGACACUCAUCCCGGAAGUGCGGGAGGGUUUUUGACCGGACACGGGGAAAACAAAGUCUACUUGAAGAGAAUGAAGAAGAGAGAGGACGACAGGUGCGAGGAUUGCGGAGAAUUAGACGUGCCGGGCCACGCGGUUUUGAGGUGCGUGCGCUGGGAGAGAGAGAGAGUGGCGGUAGAGAUAGCGAUCGGGGAGCGAUUGGAAGAGACAAAUGUGGUGAGGAUAAUGCUGAGGGAGAGCGAGAAGUGGGAGGCCGUGGCGAGGCUGGUACAGAACAGCG